AGGAACUAAUGACACAUUUCUGGGAAUGUGCUUUAACAAGAUCAGAUGAGGCAAUUUACACUUUCUGUUAGUUAAAAUAGUGAUCAUCUAUAUUAGAAAAUCUAGGAAAGCAGAAAAUGAAGGAAGGUCUGCUAUGUGCAGUUAGCUUGUUACUACUUGUCCGCUUUUCAGUGCCUCAGAAUGUAAUUUGCUAUGAGCACAUUGAUAAAAACAAAGGAGAAUGUAUGGGAAUCCUUGCUGACGAUGUGUCUGAGGAAGACUGCUGUCUCAAUAUCAAUUAUGGUUUUAAGAGAGACCACACUGGUUCCUGUGAAGCAUGCCAUGUAGCAGAAUGGAGUGAAUGGACUCCCUGGUUUCCCUGCACUGUGCCCUGCCUGGAAGGUGUAAAACAACGUCGGAGAGCAUGCUAUGGAAAAGGAGAAUGCCCAGAUGCUAGUAAGACUGAAACAAUUCAGACAGCCCCUUGUAUUGAGAAAACCUGUUGCCCUGUGUCUGGGGGAUGGUCGGUAUGGCUUGGUUGGAGUGCUUGCUCAGUAACAUGUGGAAAGGGGAGCAAGACAAGAAAGCGUAUCUGUAAUAACCCGCUACCUGCGUGUGAUGGCAGCUGUGAAGGAAGUGGCACAGAUGUAGAUCAAUGUGAAGUUACAACACAAUGUCCAACACAUGGUAACUGGGAUUCUUGGCAGUCCUGGGGUCAGUGUUUUGGCACAUGCAAGGAUGAAGCUGGACACCAAGUUCCAAUUCAAACCCGUCAGAGAACAUGCAGCAACCCACCUCCUUCUGUCAAUCCCCCAGGAAACCCCUGUGUUGGACCUGCAGAAGAACAACGUCAAUGUAGUUGGCUACCCUUCUGUCCAGUUAAUGGAAAUUGGGGUCCAUGGGGAGCAUGGAGUGACUGCCCUGUUACGUGUGGAGUUGGAAGGCAGACAAGAAACAGGGAAUGUAACAACCCAGCACCUCGCCAUAAUGGUCAGCCCUGCCCUGGAAGUAGCAUUUUAUAUAAAUCCUGUACAGUAAAGACAAAUUGUCCAGUUGAUGGAAAAUGGACAGAGUGGAGUGGUUGGUCAGAAUGUGAUCGACCAGGCAAAGUAAUUCAUUGCAAGAAGUAUGCUGGUCAACAACGUCGAACACGAAUUUGUACUGGACGGGAUUAUGGUGGAAAUCCAUGUGAUGGCGUAAUAAUGGAAAGUCGUCAGUGCUACAAUUUCAAAAACUGUCCAUUAUCGGGUAAUGGAAUAUGGCCUGAAUGGAGUACUUGGAGCAAUUGCUAUCCACAUUGUGGUUCUAAUGCUAAGAAAAGACGGACCAAGAUCUGUCAGCCUAUAUACCCUAAUUAUACCCUGAUCAUCCAAACACCAACUAAAAAAAAUGAAACGGUGGUCUUCUGGGGAACUCCAAGACAGUUUUGUGCACCUAUUGGUUCGGUAAAAUACAAAUUUGAAGAAGAAUUAUCUUGUCUAAAUGUUCCUGACUGCGAAGAUUGAGACUGAAGCAUUACCCACAGAAACAAGAUGAUAUCAAGAAUUGCAGAAAACUACUUUCAAAACUAUCUUUUUAUCUUCACUACUCUGUGUAUACACAUGCUUUUGCAUAACAUGUAUUGCUUUUGUCCUAUUUUUAAUUGUUUGAAAAACAGAAGAAAAGAUUGAUUCUUGUCAAAAUGGCUAUGGACGGAUUCAUUGUUUACCAAUUUAAGGGGCUGAAGACACUCCUUAAAAUUUUACAGCUGACAUAUUUUUAAAAGAUAGAAGGUACAGAAUUGUAUCCCCACUUGCAUGAUGUUCUUUUACAUUUUCAUAGCCUGUAACAGAAGUCAUCACCUAACAAAGCUACAAACUGGAAAUCCUGAGCAGUUUACAAGGUCAAAUGCAUGCUGACUACAUGAAAAGAAGACUGACACAAGGACUAGUCCUUUGUUUAGUGACAUAAUUAGUUGUUGUAAAACUACCAUUAGAAAGACGCAGAAAGUUUUCACUAAGAUGGAAAAGGAACCUCAUACUUAGUACAAAAUGAAUGGAAAGGGAAUGGAGCUAACCACCACCAUCUGAAGCUUGUGAUACAAAUGUUACCACUUCAUAGAAUAGGUCUUGGUAUUAUCAGGCACUGUUACUAGACGUUACAAUUAUAAAAGAUUACUUAAGAUCAUCUCCAUAGAUUCACCAUGCAUAAGUGAAUUCUGAAAACAAAAAUGAUUGGUACAUUAUAUUUGAAGAAAGCUAAAAAUUAUUGACAUAUCUGCCUUCCAAUCUGUAUAAAUGAAACAUAAUCAUUGGAUUUGAAAAAUGUCAUCUUUCAGUAUAUGGUUAUUAGCCCUUAGUUUAAUUGUAAGCCCCUGUCUGUUGAACAACAUAACCAGUCUGUGUUUCAGUGCUUAUAUUUUUAUAAGGAUCAAAGUCAGUAAAAGAGAUGACUGUUUUAACACUAAUUGUCAUUGAAGAGGUACUGUGUAGUGGAUUAUAUGGAUGAUGCUAUACCUAUAGUUUCAUGAUAAAAAUGACUGAGGCAUGGCCACUCGUUUAAGUAUGACCUCACAGCAUUCAUUGUGGUGUCUGAUUACCACUAAGGAUUAUGUCUCACUACUACUGUACUUAGUAAAGGUAACUAUUGGUAAUGAGGGUGUGGGGAACAAGUUAUUAUGCUACCAGUGAAUAGCCAUUAGUUAUGAGUGCAUGAAGAAGAGGCUGGUUGGUACAUUAUUAGUGAAAUUGCAUAUUAUUCUUGCCUGUUGGACCCAACUAUACCUGAAAAAGGAUUUUUGGAACAGUGUAACAACCCACUUAAAUGGUAAAUAAAUAAAUAGAUAAAUAAAUAGAAGAUAACUGGCAGACCAUCUGUGCAAGGGUCUGUGCAACUAACAAAGAUGACUUGAUCUACAUCCUGUUUUUUGGGGGAGGUGGGGGGUUGGGAGGCAUAAUCCCACUUCAUUGAGUUAUGUAUGAUAGAUUUUCUCUUUCUUAAAAUGUAAGUAUCUAUGUUUACUUAAGCACAGUAAUGGGAUAGUAGUAUCACCAUCACUGGUCAAAUCCAACCAUGCUAUGAAACAUUCAGUAUGGAGGUUAAACCUGAUCUACCAUCAAAUUCUUUUGUUUUAUAAAUCUUUCAAGGGUAAUGUAAUUCUAUUACAUCUAGCUGAUGGCCUAAUGACAUUUAAGGACUUUCUCCCCUUGAUGACCCUGUCUCAUACAAUGCUACAUUCAAUGACAAUUUUUAUGCUCACUUAAAUGAUUUAAGUUGAAGCAUUCAUUCUCAUCAGACACAAAUACAAAGCCAAGAAGGAAAUGUCAUGUUGGAAUCCUAGUAUAAGCAAAUUAUACAAUAAAAGGAAAAUGCAUUGUCAGUGAGAAACUAAAUACCCAAGUCUCUAAAAGUGAACUCAAAAAGAUAAAGACCUUAGAAGCAAAAUCAAAUCAUCCUAUGAAAAUUAAGAGCUAAAAUUUGUGAGCUAUGUAAAGGGUCAGAAAACUACUUGGAAGUAAUACCCAAUACUGCACUGAGCUAAUAUAUAACAGCAAUGCAUACUCAUCCUCAAAGGACAUAGCUAACAUAUUAGCUAAUAAAAUUAUUUCUGAUGUUACCCCCUUAUUUCUCCCUAACUUUCCUCUCCAUAUUACCAUUCUCACAUCUCUCUUCAGAUCACCUCUGCACAAGUCUUGAAGGUAGAAUACUUGCUCCAUGAUCCCUAUAGCCUACUUGUUCUUUCCUGAGGCAAGAGCUGAUCAUGAAAACAGUGCUAUUAUCCAUUGUGGAAAAUGGUUAUAGAGCAGAGCCAUCAUCCAUUGAAGACAAGGGUUAUAGAGCAGUGCCAUCAUCCAUUGAGAACAAAGGUUAUAGAGCAGUGCCUUAAUCCAUUGAGGUCAAGGGUUAUAUUAGAGCAGUGCCAUCAUCCAUUGAGGACAAGGGUUAUAAACAGUGCCAUCAUCCAUUGAGGAAAAAGGUUAUAGAGCAGUGCCAUCAUUCAUUGAGGACAAGGAUUAUAGAGCAGUGCCACAAUCCAUUGAGGACAAGGGUUACAUUAGAGCAGUGUCAUCAUUCAUCGAGAACAGGAGUUAUAGAGCAGUGCCAUCAUCCAUUCAGGACAAGGGUUAUAGAGCAGUGUCAUCAUCUAUUGAGGACAAAGAUUAUAGAGCAGUGCCACAAUCCAUUGAGGACAAGGGUUAAAUUAGAGAAGUGUCAUCAUUUAUUGAGAACAGGAGUUAUAGAACAGUGCCAUCAUCCAUUGAGGAAAAGGGUUAUAGAACAGUGCCAUCAUCCAUUGAACACAAGGGUUAUAGAGCACUGCCAUCAUCCAUGGAGGACAAGGGUUAUAAAGCAGUGCCAUCAUCUACUGAGAACAAGGGUUAUAGGGCAGUGCCACCAUCCAUUGAGGACAAGGGUUCUUAGAGUAGUGCUAUUAUCAAUUGAGGACAAGGGUUCUUAGAGUAGUGCCAUUAUCUAUUGAGGACAAUGGUUUUAGCUUAUAGUCCUUAACUCCUUUAUACAUGCCCAGUAAGCUACUAUAGGUUGGAAAUAUGCUUAGAUGUGAUUUUUCUCUGUCACAUUGUAUUGUGUGUGUGUGUGUGUGUGUGUGUGUGUGUGUGUGUGUGUGUGUGUGUGUGUGUGUGUGUGUGUGUGUGUAUGUGUGUGUGUGUGGUAUGUGUUUUGAGUUUAGUAGGAGUUUGUGAUGUUGCAUAAGAAUUGAAGUAGUUAUCAUCAAAGUAUAUGGUUGCCUACAGAGUUGUAUAAAGAGAUAACUGAAUACUAAGUUGUGUGUUAUAUAUCAUAUUAUAAACUGUGUUAGAAUGAUUGCUUUUUAAAGAUUUAAGGCAUAUUAGAUGAAUGGUAAAGCAAGUGCAAGCAGCCAGAUUAUAGAGGUGGAAUUUUAAUGACUGAAUACUGGAAGAGUGGAAAUGUUCAUGCUGUAUAGGGAGGAGGAGGGAGAUCCAGAGUUUUGGUCCAGUAAAUGAGAAUGUAUGGGAUAUGCAUUAAAAAUGGUGAGGAAGGACAGAGAGUUCAGAUUUAAAGACUGUGGAUGGUGUAAGUGAUCCUAAGUGCAAUUUUGGUUGGAGAUUUUGUUGCUAGGAUUUGAUGAAGGUUGAAUUGAAGGAGUAUGCAGAGGAUUGUAGAUGGGAUAUUUGAUACUGAAAUGGAAUGUUGCACCAGCUUGGGGACAAACUAAUAAAGAAAUUAGCUUUGUUUAGGCAUAUCUGUAGUUUUUCAAUAUUUCAGUGAUUUAAUGGUUAAUGGCAAAGUAUAUCAAAGUGUAAGAUCUUAUAAGAAGUUUAUUGGUUUCCUUUGUAUUACAAUACAGUUGAAAAGCACGUGAGAGAAGGAGUUAUGGAAUAUGGCAUAGUAAAUAAGUUUUCUUGAAACCUAAGAUUGUACAUUCAUUACUUUAAAGAAUCAUGAAGACUGCCGUACAUGAGAAGCACACUUUAUUUGGUUGACAUAUAAUCAAAUUUCAAGUCAAGUAGUGAAACUGGUCAAAUAUUUUUGUUUUGUUUUGGAAACGGGAUAUUUUGUUGUUUAUAUGAAUUACAUGGAAUCCAGAGCAGAAUGCAGCAGUCUGUCUGUCUGUGAGACUUUUUAAAAGGGUGUACCUGAUAGUGAGAGGAUAGGGGCAAGGGAGAUUAUGGAAGACAUUUUGUUGUGUGUACCUAAAAGCAUGACAUUUGUUUUUAAUGUUUGUUAGACAUAAGGAUGUUACUAACACAGUGAGAGAGAGAGAGAGAGAGAGAGAGAUAUUGACAGUUUUUUAGUAAUGUUGUUAUGGAGGUUGUUAGUAAACCAGAAGGCAAGAAUGUCAGCAUAAAGAAGUGUAUUCUGGGAAGAAAGCACACCGGAGAUUUUGUUAAUGAAGCAUGAAAAUACAAAUGACCCUGUUACGGACGCUUGUGAAAAAACAGUGGUUAGUGAGAUGGGUGAGAAAAGGGUACUGUUCGAAAGCUCUCUUAUCUUUCUGUCUCUUAAGUAUUAUUGGAUCCAGUGUGUUUCAGAGGUGAUGAUACCAAAGUAUGGCAAUAGUUGUAGUUUGUUUAUGUGACAUGGAGUCAAAAGCCAUUGGCAAGGACACUGAAUAUAGAUUUUGCCUGAUUGCUGUGAUUCAUGCUUCGGUAUACGUUAUCAGCAAAUGUGAGACAUGUUCUUGUGGUGUUGGGGAUCCUUUGGGGACUCAUGUUGGUUACAGAUAAAUAGCUUAAUUAACUCAGGGUUCUGUAUGAGUUGAGUGGACAUACCCUAUUCUGGUAACUUGAUAGAAGGGAGAGGAUAUAGUCUUGCACUGAUCUGUUGAGAAGGGAUGAGAGAUUUUAGGUAAUGGAAUUGUUCUCACUGUUUCCUUGGGUGCCUGUUGAAAUUCUAAGACCUAUAACUGUGAUCCUCAGAAGAGAGGAGUAGAAAGGGCAUAUAUGGAGAAUAUAUACUAAAUAUAUGCCUUUGAUGCAUUGUAGUAUUCCCCAUACUUUGAUGGGUAGCGGCAGGGUUUUGAAGAGUUCCCUCAUUGCGGGGGGGGGGGGGGGUCAGGAGAAGCAAAGCUGCCUGCACACAAUGCUUUAAGGUCUAAUAAUGCAUUUCACUAUUUGUUGUUGAAUUUCAGUUAUUUUUUAAAGCACUGGUACUCAUAUGAUUGGGUCUCCCACUUCCAACAGGAAGCUGUUGCCAUCAUUCAUGGAAGAUCCUUGUGGAUAAGAAUGUGGUUAUUAUAUUUUUGAAGAGUGGGGACAUUAUUUUAUUUCUUGCAUAUUUAAAUUAGGCAUGAGUAAAUUUAUUUGGGUUGGGAUUCAGUGUCAUUUUUUAACAGACUGACAUAAGUGCUGAUAACAGAACUCUCUUAAUUAAUUGCUAAGGGUGAAUAAAUAGCAACUGUCCUCACUAGAAUAUGAUAUGAAGUGAUUCCUUUUUUUCCCUUUCUUCAUUGCUUUCCUGUCCAUACUUGUCAAAGAUGCAGUCACAAGCCAGGAACAUUCCAGUGGGUUACAUUUUUGAAUAAUGCCCUGAUCAUCUGGACUUUAGUAUAUACUUUAGUAUCCAUUAGUCAGCGUUCGGUUUUAGCCAUAUAUGAUACACAUAAUCAAAAAACUGAUUCCUAUUAAUAAAAUCAAUGCAAAUUUUUCAAAAAGUAAACAAAAUGAUGGUGAUGGUCAUGAACUAGAUCCCUGUGAACAUUCAGACAAGUGUGCCUCAUAAACCAAUGAGCACUUUAAGUUCAUUGUUUAUUCAUGUAAUUGCUUAUGCUGAUUAAAUAUUCUCCUUGUUUGUUUUAGCUGCUUUUAUAUGAAGCAGAACAAACUGCUGAAACGUUCUUGCAUUUCUCCAGCAAAGGCACUAGAAACUGCCAUUAUCUGCUGAUGUGCAAAGCACAGCAGAAAGGUCUCAGUGCGCUGCAUCUGGGUAAACCAUGCUCUCUUGUGAGAGUAAUGUUAGCAUAUUUUAUGUGACUUAGAUUUACAAUUUGUAGGAUACAUCUUCUACAAAAUGUAGAAAGUGACUGUUUUCUCGAAAUAUACUAUUUUUAGGUGAAUGAAUGUGGAGAAUACAUCCAAUGGUUUUGUCUGCCUGGCCAUCUGUCAAGCUUUGUUUUAUUUUCUACUAAUAACAUAUAUUCUGCCAUGAAUAAGCACUGCUGCACUGAUGGAAGUGGACAAACAUUGCACACCAACAUGGUGCGGUAUUAUGUUGCUGACUGUAGAUUAAAGAAAGGAGAGAUUUAUGUCAGAUAAGGUCAGCACUUAUUUUCAUCUGUUAGAAACUCCAGAAACUCCCACACCAAGUUGAAAAAAUACACUGAUCAGUAGACUGACAUAGCCAAAUGUAAUGAAAGUUAGUCCCCCAUAUGAAAUAUCUAUGGAAUGGCAUUAUGAUGUUCUCUUUGCACUGUAUGCAGAAGUAAAUAUGAACAUUUAUUGCAUGUUUUCUAAUAAUUAUGAUUCUUGUUAUAUAAUACUUGUCUUACUAUGCAUAAUAUACUGAAAUCAGCUACUAUCUAACCUUUGUUUUCUCAUUUUUAAAUGUUGCAGUAAUAAAAUUUCUCAUUUGC
This is a messenger RNA of Protopterus annectens (West African lungfish), 8011 nucleotides long. RefSeq names its product complement factor properdin (gene CFP). The coding region runs from base 117 to 1484 and encodes 455 amino acids. Lineage: Eukaryota; Metazoa; Chordata; Ceratodontiformes; Protopteridae. The record is from RefSeq and is a predicted model, not a curated record. The transcript has 10 exons.